AUGUCUUCCAACAGCAUGGACAAAUCUCUUGACGAAAUCAUCAAGAGCAGACCAAGGGUUCGACGAACAAGCAGUCGCACUGCCCGCAAUCAGGUUCUAGGGAAAACACCAGCUCGUUCUGCCGCUAGUCCAGGCAGUCGCGCUGCAGCUCGUGCUCCAAAGGUCGCAAAUCAAGGCUCUGCGGCUACCACCCAACCAGCCCAAUCAGCGGACAAAAUUAUGGUCUCGAAUCUUCCGCCGGAUGUGAACGAACAACAAGUUAAAGAGUUAUUCCACACCACCGUUGGCCCGUUGAAAGAGGUCACGUUGCACUAUGAUAGCGCCGGCCGCUCCAAAGGUGUUGCCUCGGUGCAUUUCCAGCGUAAAGGCGACGGCACCAAAGCCUAUCAACAAUACAACAAUCGACUCAUUGAUGGAAAACGACCCAUGAAGAUCGAAAUCGUCGUUGACCCCGCUCGUCCUGCUUCAUUAGUUGCCCGUGUUGCUCCUGCUACCGCUGCAGCGAUUACGCAGACCAAUGGCACGCGUGCCACUGCCAGGGCUGGAAGAGGAAGAAGAGCAGCAAGGGGUGGUGGCAAGCGCAAGAGCCCGAGGCCCCAAAAGACAGCUGCUGAUCUAGAUGCCGAGAUGGAGGACUACACUGCCGGAACAGGCAAUGCCGCAGCACCUGCAGCCACAGCCUCUUAG
Molecule: messenger RNA, 687 nt
Organism: Marasmius oreades (fairy-ring Marasmius)
Lineage: Eukaryota; Fungi; Basidiomycota; Agaricomycetes; Agaricales; Marasmiaceae
Exons: 6
Coding region: 1-687 (228 amino acids)
Biological process (GO): mRNA export from nucleus
Cellular component (GO): nucleus
Molecular function (GO): mRNA binding
Source: RefSeq, a predicted model, not a curated record